This is a messenger RNA of Hemibagrus wyckioides, 7194 nucleotides long. RefSeq lists its product as uncharacterized. Bases 362 to 2278 code for a protein of 638 amino acids. The record is from RefSeq and is a predicted model, not a curated record. Lineage: Eukaryota; Metazoa; Chordata; Actinopteri; Siluriformes; Bagridae. Gene Ontology annotation, cellular component: nuclear envelope; membrane; meiotic nuclear membrane microtubule tethering complex. The transcript has 14 exons. Gene Ontology annotation, molecular function: protein binding.
UCAGAGUACCUGUGUCAGGUGAUAUUUCGAUUUACCUGUAACUCCUGAGUUUUUGUUUCCUUCCCUGUGCUUAUAAGGUGUGGUUUGAUUGUUUUGUAUUUGGAAAAGUUUGCCCGUUUUGUUUUCCGAGUCAAAGACUAAGAUCUGUAAGAUCUAAUAAUUUCGCAUUGAGGAGAGAAUUUAUUUUGGUUGGGAAGUUCUACGGAACUUAAUUAGCUUCUGCAGGAAGUCAAGAGCAUCAACAAAGAGAAUGCCCUUGCUUCAGGGUAUGGCGUUGCUACGUCACAGACAGACACUCUGCACAGAGAAACGUGCUGUCUGUCCUUGAGUGAAUCCUUAGCCAUCAGGUGACACUAAGGUGAUGCCAAGAAAAACUGUGCUCAAAGCCACUCAGAUUUUCCUCUCAGAAAACGAUAAAGGGAACAAUGAGAAGCACAAGCACAUUGGCAGCAUGAGUACUCGGAAAGCUUCAGGUCGGUACAGUGAAGCGUUUACCUUCGUUAAAGACCACCCAGAACAUGAUGAUCCACACGACUGGUUGUCACUAGCAGACGUGAGCCAAGAUGACGCAUUCUCCUUUGAAGGCUGUGUGCAAUUGGAGAGGAGGUGGAUGCUCUGGCAUAAGUUUAUGAAUGAAUACUCUUGUUUGGAUGAUUGGUUGCGAUUGGCAGAGAAAUCAGCUGCUUCUCCAAACUCCAGCCAUGUGCUAUAUACCACAGCAAAAGAGGAACUGCAGAAGUUUGAGAGUCUGCGCACUGAGGCUAGGCUACGCUUGCCCCAGCUGGACAGCCUUAGCCAGACAAGUCACAUCCUGUUGAGGCUUUUCACGGGCUCUAUGAAAACCAGGCUGAUAGAUAUGACUGAAGAGUGUGGUCAGCGCUGGGACCAGCUCAGCACCACUUUGGAUACUGUGUGCCGUAGGUUGAAGUACUUUGUGGUCCAGCGGGAGGACUUUGAAAGGCAGCAAGAGGAAAUGGCCAUCUGGCUGGCUGAUAUGGAUCUGAAGCUGACUGAGGUGGAGCAUUUUUCUGAAAUGAACACCUGUGCCAAGAUGCGACAACUUCAGGGCUUCCAGGAGGCAGUGGCCGAAAGUGCAGGUCGACUAAAUGCACUGCUCCAGCAAGGGGAAGAGCUGAUCCAGAGAAGUGAGCCAGCUGAUGCCCAGGUCAUUGAGAGCCAACUACAGGAGCUGCUCCUGUAUUGUACUCGUGUCUUCCAGAGCCUAGGUCGUCUUCACACACGUCUUCUAAGCAUGAGGCUGGUGUUUGAGGAGGACUGGGUAUUGUGUCCAGACUCUGGCUGUCCCUCUGAGACAUUGCUGGAGGAGGAAAGUGUUAAAGACCAGAGCUUUGCACCACCAGUCCAGGGUAACCCCUCUCAGGUUUGCCCAGAGCAGCUGGUCCUGGAGUGGGAUCCGUCAGUGGACAUUGGAGGAUCUAUUAACCAUGCAGAUGCAGAUACUUCCUUCCUCAGUGCUGGUGCAGGGGUUUACAGCACAGAGGAGCACCUUAGCAAGGAUCCUAGGAGGAGGAGAGCUUAUCUGAAGAGAUCUGCAGAAUCAUGUCCAGCUGCUACUAUAAACUGUACACAACAGACGGUCACUAAAUGUAGCUUAGAUGUUAUGGCUCCACCCCAGACCCCUGUGCCAGCAGAUGCUGAUAGGCCACCAUAUGCUUCAUUUUGGAAGACAUCCACCCCAGACUCUCACUCCCCUCAGCCUAUCACUUUUAAAUCUGACCGUGUAAGUGCCUGGCUGGUCCAGACACCCCGGCUGUGCUCUAGAGCGGUCCAGACCGAGCAUGUACCACAGCAGUAUUCAAGGUUUUAUUCAUCGACAUCCAUGCAGGAGCACAAGGAGGAGGAGGUGAGAGAAGCUGACUAUCUGGAAAAUGUGCCUCUCAAGAGGCGCUCCUGCUCACCACACACCAAUAACAUGUGUUCCACCAAAUCAUGUGACCUUCAGUCUCACUCUGCCAAACGUUACCCAAGCCCACAGUGUAUGAAGGAGAGACUGAACUCCAAUGAUUCAAUGAAGGACAGCAGCUGCACUAAGACACACUGUGCCAACAAGGAACAGCAACACUGGUCAAUAAGGCUCCUAAAUCUGUUGGAGUUCCUGAAGUUCCCACUUCUGCUCUGCAUUCUACUUGCCCUAUUCGUGAUUUUGGUCAUCUGGCCCACCUCAGUGCUCCAAAACAACCAAUGCUACCAUUCCAACUCCCUUGCAAAUUCCUUUCACCUAGCUUUAUGCUAUGUCAAUGGACCACCUCCAACCUGAGGACUGCAGAGGCACACAGAGUACCAUAAACCCUGACGCUUUAAGAGAUAUUAAAGCAAAACAACAGGGGAAAAAGCCUACAGACAUUGCAACCAUAGGUUCUGAAAAGAAAAAUAAUUUCACAGAGUUUGGGUUAAAGGCUUCACACAGUAGGCUAGGUGUUAUUAGGCACUUUGGAAUUUGUAGACACAGUGUUUGGCUUGGAACAUUACAUUCAGUUAAAUUUUGAUAUAUAUAUCUUGAUAUAUAUUUUAUAUGUCCCUGGCAGUAGCAUAGGCUUUAUCAUUAAUGACACAGGCUUGGUUUAGUACAGGGAUAAAUCACUGGAAUUAUAAACAGUCAGUGUCUUAAUAUGGGGAUUGAAGAGUUGUAUACUGUGCUACCAUUUCACCCACUAAGCUAGAUAUUAUUUAUUACUAUUUUUAAAAGGAAAAUAAAUAAAUGAAUAAAUAAAUAAAGUUUAUUAAACUGCCAUUGUGCUGUGAAACUUUUGUGAAAAUACACUAUAGAAUCUGAAGGGCAGGUUAUGGUUUUCUGGCAUAAGAAGCAAAACCAAUUUUAUCCAUUUCACAAGACUUGCCUUGUGUUUUUACCAUUAAGUCUAUAAACUGUAAUAAUCCUGGAUUUGAUUUCAGCUGACUGGGCAUUCAGUCUUUCCCCAGCUACCUAAUAUAAUAUAAGUUUCUGUUAUUUUGCUACAUGAAUGAUAUGAGACAUCAAACCAUUCACCUUUAGAUUUCAUAACAGGCUAUAUAAUACACCUCCACUUUAGACUCUUAGAGGACUUCCUCUGGUAGAUCGGAUGCUUGAGAAAAUGAAGCACUUGGGUGAAGCACUAGCCUAUUCCAACACUUUGACAAAUAAUGGAUUAUGCCUCAUGCAAUGUCCAAUGUAGCCUUUACUGUGAAACAUUUGAGAGGCCUACACUGCAUGUUUAAACUGCAGGCUCAUUUGGUUUUUCCCUGUCUAACUUUAAACCUGGUUUUAGUGAAUUUGUGUGUUUAGAGCUCUAGCUUUUGCUGAAGAUUGUGGAUCUGAUCCGAAUUGGAACUGAAAAGAACAGAAUUUUUAUGUUGAGGUUUCAAGGAGAAAUGAGACUAUUAGAUUGGACUGCCGAUGUAAACAAAGCCUUAGGUGUUUGCGCAGUAUGUGUUACGCUAACAGCCUGGAACGACUUCACAAAGAACUUGAUAUUAUUAUAUAUUAUACUGCAGUAUGAAAAAUAUGUCUGAGGGAAAUUUCAGUGGGAAGUCUUACACUGACUUAAAGGAUCAGUAGUGUGGAGAUGUAGCAAAGCAUUAAGUAUCAUUUGCAUCAUGGGAAUAUGUUAUUAAAUUUAAAAUAUAAUUAAUAAAUGAAAAAAGACAGCAGUGGCUGUGAUAUGGAGUUAUACACUGUGAUUCUUUUUGGGGGAUAUAGGCAGUGUCGAGCUCUUUGUCUCUGAGUUAGUGAACACUUUGAAUAAGGGUUUUGUACUACGGCUGGAGAAAAUGGCAAAAAACAUUUCAAAUUGAAUUAUCUCACAAACAUUCUUGGAGCUGGAACUGAAGGCAUUUGUAGUUGGCCUUUCAACCCCAUAGCUAUCCGUUACAUGGGGAUGAACUGGGAAAAUAUGUGUAUAUAUUUUGAAUAUGUGUAUAUUCACAUUAAUAUUAUUAUUAUUAUUAUUAUUAUUAUUAUUAUUAUUAUUAUUAUUAUUAUUAUUAUAUACAAUAAUGUCAGUGAGGAGAUGGAAGACUAGGCAAAUAACACUUAACAGCAGUGCAAAACUGUUUUGUUGAAUUGUGUAGUUGAAAAAUAUUGUCUGCCCUCAAAUGACAUGAAGACACUUUUUAGAAAGAAAAUUGCUUUUUCCCCCUACAGAAAAAUUAUUAAAUGCAUCCGAAGUGAAAUGCUCAGUAGUAGGGGUUGUAAUUAAAUAUCAACAAUAACUGAUGCACCACUACCCUUUAUGUAACUAAAAUUAGUUCAUAAAUUUAAGAAAACCUGACUCUGAUUAGGAAGCUUUGCUCCCUCCAUUUUGAGAUGGUUACUAUGGAUUUACAUGAUAAGACUAUCUGUCUAUAACUGUCUAUGUCCUUACAAACAUUUCUAUGAUUUUGUUUCCAGCCAACGCAGCACGGUGGCUUAGUAGUUAGCAUUGUUGCCUCACAGCAAGAAGGUCCUGGGUUCGAUUCCUGGGUUUACUCUGAGUACUCUGGUUUCUUCCCACACUCCAAAAACAUGUACAUUACGUUGUGUGUGGUUGUCUGUCUAUAUGUGGCCCUGUGAUGGACUGGCGACCUGUCCAGGGUGUACCUUUGUAUCUCUGCUGCCUUUUACCUGGCAGAUCCCCAUAACCCUAAUUAGGAAUAAAGUGGGUAUAGACGAUGAAUUAAUGUUUACCAGCCGUUCAGUUAAAUGACCAUGUCAUAGAGCCAUUUUGGCUCUAUUUAAUAUAUAAGAAAUGUAAUUAUCAGUAACAUGCCUAAUUAUAAUACAUUGUGUGCGUCUCCACUGUGAGUCCCUAAAUCCUAAGUCAAAAUACAAUUAUGUGCUCUCUCCUUGAUCUAAAACUCUUGGGAACCUCAAUAACACUACAUGUAGUACUGCAGUACAUGUGGAUAGUAUGUCCCAUUUGAAUUUUUCAUUUUCUCAUUCUCUGCCAGCACCAAUGGGCUGAGGCACUAAAUAAACAUAAUGAGAUAGCAUUGUGCUAAUCGACAAAAUGGAUCACCAUUGGUCGGGACCUUGGCUCCCAACUACACCCCCCUCCGCAUGCAGCACAGUCCUGUCACAACAACAACAGUGAUCAGGAUUGACAGCCUGUGCACACAUAAAGAGAUUACGUAGAAAUCCCUUGGACGGUAUCCCUUUAGGACAGCAAACAUUUGGAUGGGCAUAACAGCUGUAACUCAGUGUUACAGUGUCAUAGUUAACACUUUAUAGCUAGGGGCUUGUUAUCCAAUCAGCAAAUCUAUAAAAGGUCAACGAGUCAUGCAGACUGCCCAGGCCAUCAAGCAGAGCAUUGGGAUAAAAUAUUGAAUUAUUUUGAACACAAAACCAUGGCCAUUCCCCACCAAAAAUUGCUUACCCAGCUGGCAGGGUGCCAUACCUCUUCGUGAUCACAGCUCACUGGAGCUAAACAGGUGCAUAUCAUCAUCUCAAUGUCUAUUUAAAUAGACCUGCCUCUGGUCAGAUCUCAGACCUGGUGUAAUCUCCUCUUUUUGGAACUGGGUUGAAAAAUUGGACUGAGAAAGUAAAGGGGGAAGUGAACAUACAAGACAAGCAAGUGUCUGUCGGGCAUGGUCUGGAUGAGAAUGAAGUAUUCUAGUGUCAUCUAUUUCACAUAUUGAGGCAGAAACCUAAUUACACCGUUUAAUGUCCCAUGGAAGUGCCAUUACCUAAAUGACUCCCCAAAAAAGGAGAGUGCAUUUCAACAGUGACUAUUUUCAGUCUAAAUGCUCAUGGAUGUCUCAAAUCUGAAUUAGAACAUAUUGUAUAUGUGCUGACUUUCUGCUGAGGGAGUAAGCAGCAUUUAAUUCCCCUACACCAAGCUCUUGCGUUGACAAUGACAGUAAGCUUGGCUCCCCCCAAGUCCCCCCUCCUGCUCUGCUCCCUGUCCUGAUUCAUGUGAAUGGAUCUUGUGAGAAUGUUUCAAGCUGGCAGCGCCACAGCAGAGAGCUUUAGCCCUUUCUCCCCUUAAACCUGCCUCUGUUGCUACAUGAUGCAUGCUUAGUUCUGUCAUCUAUUCACAUACUGAGUCACAUGGUUAGAGGUACAUAGUAAGCCAGUGCUUAGCGACUGUAGCUCUAUCUCCUCAUGGACCUACCUGAGCAUGAUGUUUACAACAGCAUGCUCUGGCACAUGUUUGUACUCACAUCCUCACGUCAGCGGCUUCUUAAAAUAAGAUGUCUACACAGCAGAUGAGAGUGCAGGAAAUGGACUUGACAGGCAUUGCCGUGAGCUUGACACAGCCUUCAGCUGAGCCUGUCAUAGCGGCAGCACCCAACCCCCACAUCACCCCGCUACUUACACACAAACACUGCCACCACACAUAAUAAGACACACAGCUCUUUCCCGCCAUUGCUUGGACCAUUCAUAACACCGGCAGCAGCUCUUCAUGUUGGACAGACAGUCAAUCCUGGGGCUUACAAAAAAUUAUGAGACAUGUGUUUACAGGCUCUAUGUUUGGCUUGUGCAGGCUACCAAGCUUUCUUGGUUUUAUCUGUUAGUGCUUGCUUGGGAAUUUUUCUGCUUAUGGUUACUUGAACACGAACAAGGGAAAAGUCUGUUGUCUGCUCAGUCUACACUGGUUGACUGACAUUGAAUUCCCAAUUGUCAGAAAAAAUAAUGCAUAUUUUAAUUGUUAAUUAAUAGUUAUUGUAAGGAGCAAAUAAAAUAACCUUGUUGCCAGAUUAAAGUUUGGUUAAUAUUAUGACUAGUAAACCACGAUUCUGGCAUGUUUUUAAUCUGAUCAACAAGCGCUAUGUUCUGGAUUUAAUAUUGUGUCAUGAUGGACAUGGGCAGUUUCUGAAACUGAAAACUUAUAUAGGAUCUGGCAUAUUACAUGAAUGAAAUGAUUGCAGCAGGCUUACAAGUCUGCCAAAAGGAUAUGCCUCUAACGUUGUCAUUUCUGUCAUCAGUCAGACACAAGAUGGCUGAUUCAAAAGCAGAACUCUGAGGGGAAACACAGACUCAACAGCAUCUUCAACUAGGAAAUGAAAACUCAACGCAUGAACACAUUUUCUUUUGAUACUCUAAUAAAAUAUUAAUCAUGAAACAAUGCAGCACACAUUUAAUUCUGUCCAGAGGGCAAAUUGCGCCUCAUAUUAAAAUGGAGACACAUCUGAUGUUGGCAUUCACACUAAAUGGUCUGUUUAAUUCCUAUUUCUUGCUUCACAGACUUAGUUUUGCUAUUAAAUAUCUUUAUCUUU